Messenger RNA from Cynara cardunculus var. scolymus (artichoke), 3213 nucleotides. RefSeq names its product 3beta-hydroxysteroid-dehydrogenase/decarboxylase-like. NCBI's taxonomy places the organism in Eukaryota, Viridiplantae, Streptophyta, Magnoliopsida, Asterales, Asteraceae. The record is from RefSeq and is a predicted model, not a curated record. Bases 1519 to 3213 code for a protein of 564 amino acids. The transcript has 13 exons. Gene Ontology annotation, molecular function: 3-beta-hydroxy-Delta5-steroid dehydrogenase (NAD+) activity. Gene Ontology annotation, biological process: steroid biosynthetic process.
UUUCUUCAAAUCGUUUCCUUCAAAUCGAUUUCUUCAAACAAUGUUCUUGUUGUUGAAGAAAUCGAUUUCUUCGAAUCUUCUGAAAUCGAAAUCGAACCUGUUGAUAUCUAUGUUCUUUUCUAAAAUCGGUAACUUCUUUUUCUAAAACCUGAAAUCAAACCUGAUAUCCAUCUUCCUGUCAAAAUCUCAUGAAUGUAGUCUUCGUGUUAACUUCAUGUGAUGCCUGCAACUUCUGAAAUUGUUGUCUUCUGGAAAUCGAUUCCAUUCUUGUGAUGUAACCUUCCCAGUAACAUAACCUGAGAAAAAAAGCAUGUAGUUGGAAAUUUCUUAAUGCAAAAUUGGUAUCAAUCAGAAAACUUCAAAGAAGCAACCAAUAGCUGAGAUGGAAACUCUAGCACUUCUAAGUCAAAGCAAGGUUCGAGACUAUAGGUGCUCUAGAUUCAAAAUUUGCAACUUCUCUUUUACCACAUGUGAUAGAAAUCUCAACUUCGAUCAAUAAUGAAAGAGAAACUUUGGAUCAGAGGACAUUCACUGGACUUCACAUUAGAUCACCCAAAAUGCAAGGGGUUACACUCAAAUGAGUUGCGAAUGGAUAGAAAUGGGAAGGUUAAGGUUUUAAGGUUUUUUGGCACCAUAUACAGGAACUAGGUAUCAUUUAUGAGAAUGGGAAGACAUUAGUCGUGCACCUACUAAGAAGAAAGAAUACUUUAACAUGAAACACUCACAUGCUAGAAAUAUUAUUGAGAGGUGCUUUGAUAUCAUGAAAAAACAUUCGGCUACAUUACAAAGUCCUUCUAAUUAUCCAUAUAAGAUAUCAAGGGCGAAUGAUCUUAGCAUGUGGUUUGCUGCAUGAUGUUUUAGGAUAUACAUGGCCAUUAAUCCUCAUGAAAAUGAAACAAUCACUAUUUAAAAAUAUGCCUACUGGGGAAGAGCACUUUAAACCAUCCGAGUUCAUUGAACAAGAGUAAUAAUCGUGUUCCUAUUGAUUACAAGAGUUGUCUAAGUAUUGACUAUUGAGGACACCAAAAUUCAAUUGAUGUUAUUCAACAUAAUUUACCUAAAUCGCAGAUCUAAUCCACCUAAUUCUAGGUCGUAUAAAAAACGACAUAUUAUGAGAUAAUCGGUACGAAUCUCAGCUAUCAAUUGUUGUGAUAUUACUUUUACUCUAAAAACGAAGUGUGGUUUUUUGUGAUAUCUUCUAUAAUUCUACUGCGAUUAAUUGGAAAGGAAACUUAAGAGGUUUCCAAUUUGAAAAUGCUGGCUAAGAGACUAUUUUAAAUUUUCCUAAAAUAGUCUUUUCCGCAGCGUUUUCAAUAUUUUUUUGGGUAUACUUGGUAGAUGCACUGUGUGCAUAUGGAGUUGUAUGUUUCACUAUAAGUUAUAUUCCAAGGGAGUACAAAUAACGAUUUUGUUUUCUGCAGGUCUGUCAUUUAGACCGCCUUUUCUGGCGGCCAAAUCCCGACCAAUCUCCAAGUUACAGGUUCCACGCUUUUGCACAGGGUAAAUCAAUUCUAAGAAAUGUCUGCUCCACAAGAGAGGUGGUGUGUUGUCACUGGAGGAAGAGGCUUUGCUGCACGGCAUUUAGUUGAUAUGCUGAUCAGGUAUGAAAUAUAUUCUGUUCGGAUUGCUGAUUUGGCUCCUGAUAUUAAGCUCGAAACCCAUGAGGAAAAGGGAAAUCUUGGUCAAGCUUUACGAUUAGGCCGUGCUCAAUACGUAUCUAUGGAUCUCUGUGACAAAUCUCAAGUAAACAAAGCUUGUGAAGGGGCCGAAGUUGUUUUUCAUAUGGCUGCACCAGAUUCAUCCAUUAAUAACUACAAGCUGCAUUAUGCAGUCAAUGUGCAAGGCACCAAGAACGUAAUUGAUGCUUGUACCAAGCUCAACGUGAAGAGGCUUAUCUAUACUAGUUCUCCUAGUGUGGUUUUUGAUGGGGUGCAUGGAAUAUAUAAUGGAGAUGAAUCAUUGCCAUAUGCUGCUAAGCAUAACGAUUCAUAUUCUGAAACUAAAGCUGAGGGAGAGGCAUUAGUUAUCAAGGCUAAUGGCAUCAAUGGACUUCUGACAUGCUGCAUCCGUCCUAGCAGCAUUUUUGGACCUGGUGAUAAGUUGCUUGUUCCAUCUUUGGUUGCUGCAGCAAGGGCAGGGAAAUCGAAGUUUAUUAUUGGGGACGGCACAAACAUGUAUGAUUUCACCUAUGUUGAAAAUGUGGCACAUGCUCAUGUAUGUGCUGAAAGAGCUCUAGCAUCAGAUGGAUCUGCAUCAAAGAGAGCUGCAGGCGAGGCUUACUUUGUAACCAAUAUGGAGCCGAUCAAGUUUUGGGAGUUCAUGUCACUUAUUCUUGUAGGCCUUGGCUAUGAAAGGCCAAGAAUCAAGAUUCCUGCUGCUGUCAUGAUGCCUAUUGCACAUUUGGUGGAGCGUACUUAUAACAUAUUAGCCCCAUAUGGGAUGAAGGUACCACAGUUGACGCCUUCAAGAAUAAGACUUCUGACUUGCAACAGAACAUUUAAUUCUGGAAAGGCAAAUGAUCGUCUUGGCUAUAUACCAAUUGUGCCCCUUCAGGAGGGUCUCAAAAGGACUAUUGAAUCAUACCCAGAUCUUAGGGCUGAGCUUUUGCCUAGAAAGGAAGGGCCUUCUAAAGCUGCUGUAUAUCUUGGAAACGGAAUCGUUGCGGACAUACUUCUUUGGAGAGAUACAAAGCUGACGUUCACCGGGAUGCUCGCUUUGAUUGUAUUUUACGUCAGUUUUGUAUUACCUGGAAGUACCAUGAUAACUGCAGUUUCCAAGGUCCUCAUGUGGGCGUCAAUCCUUAUAUUCAUUCAUGGAAAAUUGCCCAAUCAUUUAAUGGGAUAUUCAGUCGAGAAAAUUCCGGAAUCAAAGUUUCAGUGCUCGGAAGAAAUGUCCCGCAGAACUGCUCUAUCAGUGGCUUCAUCGUGGAAUUGUGCAGUAAACAAUUUAAAAUCUAUUUCCAGUGGGCAUGACUGGACGCUAUUCUUCAAGAUGGCUAUAUCUCUCUUUAUUGUAAGCUGCAUUGGAUCCAUGUCCCUGCAAAGCUUUUUUCUAAAAGUCGUUCCCUUUAGCUUUGUUGUGUUCUACAUUUACGAUCAAUAUGAAGACGAAGUGGACAGGAUUGUUCAAACAGUUAUCCCAAUCGAACGCUUAUCAAAUCCCGACUUCUUAAGAUUAUUGAAUCCCUUCAAGCCGCUUGACAAACAGCAUUAG